CGGCGGCUGGGGCUGCUGGCAGGCGCCGUCCGCCCCUCCGCUGUGGACGCAGAGCUCGGCUGAGAGAGGCGGCUGAGAAAUGGAGGGGAAAAUGGAGUAUUAAACGUGGCAGCGAUGCGGCAGACCCUAGGAGAACCAUGGCCACAUCCGGUGACUGCCUCCAAGGUGAACUGCAGGAGGGAGAAGGUCGUGUGGAGUGUGGUGACCAGGAGCAGCUCCAGGAGGGUGCGCAGCCCGAAGAGUUCGUGGCCAUUGCAGACUAUUCUGCCCCUGACCGGACGCAGCUCAGCUUUUUGAGAGGAGAAAAAAUUCUCAUCCUGAGGCAGACAACUGCUGAUUGGUGGUGGGGCGAGCGUGCAGGCUGCUGUGGGUACAUACCUGCAAACCACCUCGGGAAGCACCUGGAGGAUUGUGACCCUGAGGACACAUGGCAGGAUGAGGAGUACUUCGGCAGCUAUGGAACGCUGAAACUUCACUUGGAAAUGUUGGCAGACCAGCCACGGACAACUAAAUACCACAAUGUUAUCCUGCAAAAUAAAGAAUCUCUGAAAGAUAAAGUGAUUCUGGACGUCGGCUGCGGAACAGGGAUCAUCAGCCUCUUUUGUGCCCACUACGCGCAGCCUAAAGCCGUGUACGCGGUGGAGGCCAGUGAGAUGGCCCAGCACACAGGGCAGCUGGUCAUGCAGAAUGGCUUUGCCGACAUCAUCACUGUGUUCCAGCAGAAGGUGGAGGAUGUGGUGCUGCCGGAGAAGGUGGACGUGCUGGUGUCCGAGUGGAUGGGGACCUGCCUGCUGUUUGAGUUCAUGAUCGAGUCGAUCCUGUACGCCCGGGACGUGUGGCUGAAGGAGGGCGGGGUCAUCUGGCCGACCACGGCCGCGCUGCACCUGGUGCCCUGCAGCGCCGACCGGGACUACCGCAGCAAGGUGCUCUUCUGGGACAACGCCUACGAGUUCAACCUCAGUGCCCUCAAAUCUUUAGCAAUUAAGGAGUUUUUUUCGAAGCCCAAGUAUAACCACAUUUUGAAACCAGAAGACUGUCUCUCGGAGCCGUGUACAAUAUUGCAGCUGGACAUGAGGACUGUGCAGAUCGCGGACCUGGAGACGAUGAAAGGCGAGCUGCACUUCGAGAUCAGGAAGGCCGGCGCGCUGCACGGGUUCACGGCCUGGUUCAGCGUGCGGUUUCAGAGUCUGGAGGAGGACGAGCCCCAGCUGGUGUUGAGUACAGGCCCCUUCCACCCAACCACCCACUGGAAGCAGGUGCUCUUCAUGAUGGACGAGCCUGUCUCCGUCGUCCCGGGGGACGUGGUCACGGGCUCGGUUGUGUUGCAGAGAAACCCCGUGUGGAGGAGGCACAUGUCCGUGGCGCUGAGCUGGUCUGUUACUUCCACGCAAGACCCCACGUCACAGAAAGGUGGAGAGAAGGUCUUUCCCAUCUGGAGAUGACAGCUGACGCUCUGUGGGGAGCGGGGAGCUGACCUGA
Lontra canadensis (Northern American river otter) is the source of this 1479-nucleotide messenger RNA. RefSeq names its product protein arginine methyltransferase 2 (gene PRMT2). The coding region runs from base 138 to 1442 and encodes 434 amino acids. The record is from RefSeq and is a predicted model, not a curated record. Gene Ontology annotation, molecular function: protein-arginine N-methyltransferase activity; protein binding. Lineage: Eukaryota; Metazoa; Chordata; Mammalia; Carnivora; Mustelidae. Gene Ontology annotation, biological process: peptidyl-arginine methylation. The transcript has 11 exons. Gene Ontology annotation, cellular component: nucleus.